GGUUAUGUUACCUUUUCUGACAGUUAUUUGUUGUGAUUUUGAUUUCUCCAACAAUAUUCUGAUAUCUGAUAAGGGAUACCAUCAUUACUACCUCGAAUUCAAUGAAUAACAUUCUUUCUCCCAAAACAGUCUGUAAUAUAAUAUUAACCAUUGUAGUUCUGGUUACCUGGUAUCAUUCCAUAAGAGUUAGUAAAUAUACAUCCAAGAUAACUUGCGAUCAACAUGCCUUUUUCUGCUGAUGCUAUCGCAGCUCAACAGGUACAAGAACGUUUGAAAUCUAUCCACCAACUCGUGCAAGAUAUCGAGAAAAAAAGACAUGCUAGCGAACAGGGUAUAAAUAAUCUCCAGAAAGCUCAGGAUGCACAAGACGAUAAGAAUUCACAUACACAGAUGAAGUUGAAGAAUCUGUAUAAAUCGGCUAUAAAUCAAGCCGAACAAGAGGAAGAAAGUAUAAGAGCAGCUCUUCAAAAAAUUGCUGAAAUUAGAAACAUCAGGAAUGAAAGACGUAUCCAGGCUCGCAAUGCUGGAAAUAAAGAAUCUAUUCGGCAAGGGGCAUGGAUGAAGAUGCUUUCUCAUUCAGCACAAACACUUCCAUUAUUUGUUGGAAAAAUCAAUGAGAAACCUCCAGCACUUUGUGGGGCAAUACCAGCACAUUCCUUCUAUGUAGCCAAGGUUGGCGAUAUGGUAGCAGCCCUUGUUAAAGUAACUGAAGGGGAAGAGAACUGGAUACUGGCCGAAGUUGUGAGCUAUAAUCAGCAUACCAAUAAAUACGAAGUGGACGACAUCUUGGAGGAACAAAAUGAAAAGGGUAGACAUUGUUUGAGUAAGCGUAGGGUAGUACCAUUGCCUUUGAUGAGGGCUAAUCCUGAAACAGACCCUUCAGCACUCUUCCCCCAAGGAACAAUCGUGAUGGCUCUCUUUCCCCAAACCUCAUGUUUUUAUAAAGCUAUCGUUAACAAACCUCCAGCCACUCAUAUGGAAGAUUAUGAAAUACUCUUUGAAGAUCAAACAUAUCAAGAAGGUUACAGCCCACCACUUCUUGUUGCCCAGAGAUACGUUAUUUCUGUUAAGCAGAAACAGAAAAGUUAACAGAGAAGAGUGAUCAGUAUUUAUUUUUUUAUAUAGGUUUCUGUUGUUUUGUUUCAACUUGUCAAUAGGUUUCAUAGAGUUAAGAAAAACACAUGGUAUUGA
Coccinella septempunctata (seven-spotted ladybird) is the source of this 1191-nucleotide messenger RNA. It is a transcript of the gene Sgf29, whose product is annotated as SAGA-associated factor 29. The coding region runs from base 223 to 1089 and encodes 288 amino acids. Gene Ontology annotation, cellular component: SAGA complex. The record is from RefSeq and is a predicted model, not a curated record. NCBI's taxonomy places the organism in Eukaryota, Metazoa, Arthropoda, Insecta, Coleoptera, Coccinellidae. The transcript is spliced from 6 exons.